Argiope bruennichi is the source of this 6548-nucleotide messenger RNA. RefSeq names its product mitogen-activated protein kinase-binding protein 1-like. Gene Ontology annotation, cellular component: mitotic spindle. The transcript has 31 exons. The record is from RefSeq and is a predicted model, not a curated record. Gene Ontology annotation, biological process: mitotic spindle organization; regulation of mitotic cell cycle. The coding region runs from base 17 to 4459 and encodes 1480 amino acids. Gene Ontology annotation, molecular function: protein binding. Lineage: Eukaryota; Metazoa; Arthropoda; Arachnida; Araneae; Araneidae.
GCAGAACAGAUUUGUCAUGGAGAACGAGGAUGCGUCGCAGAACGCCGCUGUGAAGAAGGUUGAACUCCAACACGUACUGGGCGUGACCGUCACCAGCAAUUCUGCCCUCGACAGUGACCCACAAACCAGCACAGUAGCCUAUCCCGCUGGAUGCGUGGUCGUCUUGUAUAAUACCCGGAAAAACAAACAACGCCACCUGGUGUCAGAUGCCAAAAGGAACAUCACAACCUUGUCAUUUUCCUGGGAUGGCAAAUAUUUGGUUACGGGAGAGUGUGGAGCUGUAUCACAUGUGCGAGUGUGGGAUGUACAGAAACUUACACAGGUUGCUGAUCUUUCAGGCCACAAACAUGGGAUCAAUUGUGUGGCAUUUUCCCCGAACAUGAAAUAUGUGGUUUCAGUGGGAUCUCAACACGACAUGGUCGUCAAUGUCUGGGACUGGAGAAACAAGCAAAAGGUUGCCUCCAAUAAAGUCUCAUGCAAGGUGAAAGCCUUAUCGUUUGCCGCGGGCGGCAAUUACUUCGUCACGGUUGGCAACAAUCACGUCAAGUUCUGGUACUUGGAGUAUUCGCGCUCGACAAAGUACAAAUUGGAGCCCGUGCCCUUGAUGGGCCGCUCUGCCAUUUUGGGCGACCAAAGGAACAACUAUUUCUGCGAUGUCGCGUGCGGUCGGGGCGAGUCUGCAGAUAGCACCUUCGCCGUCACCAAGUCGGGCUUGCUUUGCGAGUUCAACGGCCGCAGGCUCUUGGACAAGUGGGUGGAACUGCGGAUCUCUACGGCUUACAGCAUAACCGUUGGUGAAAACUUGAUUUUAAUCGGCUGCUCUGAUGGCAUCGUCCGAUGCUUUAGUCCUCUCGAUUUGCAUUUUAUUUCUACAUUGCCAAGGCCACACUACCUGGGUGUGGAUGUUGCCAAAGGACUCACUGGAAGACAAAUGUCAAGUCAUCCUCCUGGGUCCAAAUAUCCAGAUGUUAUUGCAAUCACUUUGGAUGAAACGAAUAAAAAAGUUACCUGCGUUCAUAGCGAUCACAGCUUGUACGUAUGGGAUGUAAAAGAUGUGAAGAAAGUUGGAAAAUCUCAUUCGUUUCUGUACCAUAGUGCUUGUAUCUGGGGUGUUGAGACUUAUCCCGAUCUGCCAGAAGACAACAGCACCCUCCCCGGAGGAACAUUCUUCACCUGUGCCAGCGACGACACCAUUCGUAUCUGGAAUCUGGACCAUAAAAUGUUCCAGAACAGUGCUUUGAAACGAAAUAUUUAUUGUUACGAAUUACUAAAGAUUUUAUAUACAGACCCUAAUUUUGUAUUCCUAUGUGAUAUAGACUUUCUUCCAGCUGGAACCAAUGAAAAAUUGGUAAAUUCUUAUGAUGGGAAGAACGGUGUCCGGUGUCUAAAAAUACGUCCAGAUGGCCAGCAUCUUGCAUCAGGUGACAGAUCUGGCAAUGUAAGGGUUUAUGAUCUUAGUUAUUUAGAGCUUCUUUGUAAGAUCGAAGCUCACGAUGCAGAAGUUUUGUGCUUGGAAUAUUCAAACGCAGAAUCAGAUCCUACCCAACUUCUCUCCUCUGCCAGUCGGGACAGACUGGUCCACAUCUUCGAUGCACAGAAGAACUACUCCUUCGCCCAGACGCUGGAUGAUCACACGUCAUCGGUGACAGCUGCCAAAUUCGUGCGCUCAGGAAAUGACUUGUACUUCGUUUCGUGCGGCGCAGACAAAUCCGUCAUUAUCAGAAAAAUGAUGUGGAAACCAAGCAUCAAAGUCGUACAGGAGCAGGUAGUGACGGAGAAAACCACUUUCUACGACAUGGAGAAAGAUGCUUCUCAGCCACACGUCCUCGCAGCGUGCCAAGACAGUAAGAUCCGGAUAUACGACGUGCCCGGUGGGAAGUACGUACGGUCCAUGUCCGGUGCACAAGGAGAAGGCACACUCAUUAAGGUUGCCAUGGACUCUACAGGAACAUAUGUAGCAACAAGUUCAACGGACAAAACUAUCUACGUGUAUGAUUAUUUAACUGGUCAGUGCGUUGCGUCGAUGAGUGGUCACUCUGAACUGGUGACUGGACUUAAGUUCAUGCCAUCCGGAAAGCACCUGAUUUCCGUCUCCGGUGAUGGGUGCAUUUUCGUGUGGAAGUUAACUUUUCAAGCUUCCAAAACUUUGACUAAGUCAGGGGAAACAAUAUCCAUUCCAACAUCUUCCAGCAUCUGGCAGGAUUCCAGAAAAAAUACCGUUGCUGUAGCAGCUCCUUUCCAGAGUGGCAAUUAUCCUGGUGAUAAAAAAGAUCCACAGUCGGCGUUAGACUUCAGCGAUGGUCAAUUACCUUCAUGGGCGAAAAAACAAAUAUCCGACGAAUGGAAAGCAGGAGAGAGAUCAUCACCACCCCCGCAACAGCCUCGGGGUCGGUGGGCACAGAGAUUGGAAGGCCAGUCUCUCAUUGUCAAAUCAUAUUCAUAUACAGACUCAGUCAUCCCGAUACCACAGUUAACAGCUGAACAGAAGAGUAUGGAGACCACUUAUUCAUUUUCAAAAACAGAAACAACUAACUCAUUCAACCAGAAGGAAGAUGUGACUCUUACGAAUCAAGUGUCCAUCAGCCGGACGAGUGUCUCUCAGAGAUCAGAGCGAGUGAGACAUCCGACCGACUCGAGCAGUGCCAGCAGCCUCAAGAUGGAUGACGGCGAUGCAGAGGAUGAGCGAUCGGACAGCGGGACAACAGAGACAAGCGAGUUGGUCUACUACCCAGACGGAAAUGCCGAUUUCAAGGACAGUUCUUUUCAAAUAAACGCCACAAAAGAAGAAAAGCGAUUUCUUAAGAACAAGCAAGGAGGUUUACAGCGAUCUCUGUCGUCCUACAACGUAUCAGACAAAGGUCACGAAAACACGGACGAUGAGGAUUCGGGGACUCCUGGUGACUCUGAGCCUUCGUUUGCCAACUCCUUCAGCAUGAGCACGGAGAACCUGGAGAAACUCGGUCUUCGGGAAAGGUUCAUGUUGGACAACUUCGAGAACAUGGACAAGACGCAGAGCGAGGCCGAUGCCAACCACAGGAACCGUUACAGCAUCUCUUCUAAAUAUCACACCACAUCGACGAGCACACCCAACAGAGAUUUCAAGUCAAAUACACUAGGGAGAAGAACAACUCUGAUGUCUUCCAAAAAGAGGGAAGAGCUUGCCAGAGCUUUAAACGAUGCUAGGAAAAAACUGGAGACUCUCGGAUACAAAGGAGGUCUCAGUUCCAGCAAAAGUGUAGGAGAUCUGAGCAAUGCCGGGGAUGUCGCCGAUAUUCUAGAGAAACCCAGAGUUCCUAUGAAAGAGAGCUUAAUCGACAUGAGAAGGAGUACAUCAUUCGGAGACAUCAGAUCCGGCAAUUUACCACGAAGACGACUUCCCUACACCCCACAACCUGGUGGUGCUCCUUUGUGGGAGCAAGCAAAAACCAUCCGUUUCGAAGACACGGACAAUUCUAAAGAUGCAUCCUCUUUGAGAAACACGCCACUAACAAAGAACAUUAAACAGAGUGCCAGUUCAUCUUGUCUUUCGUCACCAAACACAUCCUCUCUCAGGACUCUAAACAACGCCCCAACCCCCAGCCAUAACGAAUCCAAUGCUGCCUUGCCACUUAAUAAAUCCAUGUCCAGUCUGACGAUCAACACUUCCAGUGGACGAGAGCGUCAUGCUUCAGGGGGUAGGCGACUCUCUUUAGCUGGCAUGAACAGAAGACUGAACUAUUCUGAUUCAUCGUCAUCAGAAGCAUCGCCAACAGACACUCGAUCGAACACACUAGUGCCAAGAGGUAUAGUGGCCAGGAGAAUGAAAGCCUUCUGUGCCGAACAGCUAAGAGGGCAGCAACAGCAGCAGCAACAGGCAGUUGUAGCAGCACCGACAGACAGUUCCAAAAAGCAGAAGCUGAAAGGUGACAGGGAACCCUCGAAGUCAAAAAGCGAGUGGGAUCUCAGGAAACUGCACGACGACUCCAUAGCUGCCAGAUAUGGAGAUAAAACUCAAGAGUAUGAUUCGCCCAUUUCGAAGGGUGAUCAGUAUUCGCAGCUGAAACAAGCGAGAGCAGAAUAUAUGAAUCAGUUAGAAGCGAGCCCUAAUGAUUUACCUGUUAGGGACGAAACACCUUCUGUUGCUAGCAAUUAUCUGGACUUGAACACAACGCCAUUGACGAAAGAACUGUGUGAAAAAGUAUCGGACGAUUUAAAGAAAGUCACUUCAUUUGCUGUACAGUUAUUCCAAAGGGUAACAAUAGAUUCUCAGCUAACAACUACAGAAAAAGCUGCCAUGACAACGACGCUGGCUCAAGGCGUCUGGCAAGCUCAGCAGAACUUGCAGCCCACAGCGUUCAGUGCAAGAACGCCCACAUCAGACUCACAAACAGAACCUCAAGCAGCCAUGAUGCUUUUGCAACAAUACUCCGACAAACUGCUUAAUCUCAUCGAACAAAGGAUAACGAAAGUAGACAAGUGAUGCUUAGCCAAAUCAUCAUCACAGACCAAACAUUCCUCAUCGCAUUCAUCAUUGCUUUCAUAACACUGACUGCAUCACAUUGUUAACAUUACAGACUGAGAUACAGGGUGAUUCAUAAUAAAAUGUAUCAUUAUUCAGGCAUCCAGCAGACGAAACGGUUGCCGCGAAUGCAGUCAUAUUUGAUGUGCAUUGGGGAGGAUUAUUGAUCAGUAAUGGUAGAAGGAAAAUGUGAGCCAAAUAAAUGUAAAAAAAUGAGUACUUGUGUACUAUCGCAACUAUGUGUUGGCGACUUUUCCCUCAGAAACACCUUGAAUAAAUCGAAUUUGGCGAUUUAUUCAAGAUUUGGCACAUGGUUAUGAUAGUACACAAGCACUAAAAAAAAUGCUUUCCCAAGAAGAUAAACUGAUAGGCAAUGCAAACAUCAUAAUAUUGAAAAAAUACGGGGAAGAACAUAAAAACAAAGACGCCAGUUUGCAAUAUAUAUUAAUGUUUGAAGCCAAUGGCAUCCAUAUUUUAGACAAAAUGGAGAAUAAAUCACCAUUUUAAGCAUCUCGGCAAAUGCUUACGAUGGGGAUCCAUUUAUUCAGCCUUGGUAGGAAAAUAGUAAUGCAACAUCUUGCUUCGGGUCCUGCAAGAUGCUAGAUCCUAGACAUUCUAUAAACCUUCUACAUUAUAGUUGUGCCUCUGUCUGAAGUAUUAUUAAUUAAAUAUUCUUAUACAAUAACUUUCCAUAUGAAUCAUCUACGCUGUCUCUUAUUCCCGACUACGAAACGGCAAUAAAAUCGAGUAAUUUCCCGGAUGAAUUAGUAAACAGAAUAUUGGCAAUUUAUUCGAAAAUAAAAUCUAUCUUCUGCUUUUUUUUUUAGAAAAUUAAAGUAAUAAAUAACUUCUAGAAAUCACUUACGAAUCUGAAAAAUUUGGUUACUAAUUUAAUGUACGAAAUAUACAAAUUAAUCUUCUCAUUACUCAUGAGAAGUAUGGUAGUAUGAAAACUACAAAAAAGCAUAAUUUUAAACUAAAUUCUAUCGAAGGAAGUAGUGUUUCACAGGAUUCGUACGCGUUGUCUUAAACAUGGAAAUCAGCAAAUUGGUAUUCUUUUAAUAUGGUCAUUCGUGGGCACUUCAUGCCAUGUAAAUCUGUCCAUAUAUAGCAAAUCUGACCCCUUAUUCCACCUACUGCUCGCCACAACUACAAACUCUAACUUCUGUGAUUGUCUAGGUGAAUGUUUCAUUAAGUACAAAAUUACAGUUUCCUUCAUUUUGAUUCACGAGAGAGCUCCAUACUCCAAGCUUCUUUUCCAACAAACGCGAUAACUAUUCCUGCCACAUUUUCUGCAAUCGACACAUCGCUACCAUUAUAAGUAGAAUGAAACAUUUGAGAUUGAAACGAGUUAAAUGUCUAGACUUCUGCUCCACACCACUCCAAUUCUGACCGGUUUUUAUCACACUGAUAAUCGGUGUGGGCGUGAAGUGCUCUAGAAUGAAUGGUUUUAAACGCACAGAUAAGCAUUACUAAAACCUUCGUGUAUACUUCAUGGUGGCGACUGAUAUGAUGUUUAUUAAUACAGCACCAUUCUACCAAUAUUAUCCUCAUCAUAAAGACGAGCAUAUCAAAUCUGACAGCAUUUUGGCAGCCGGAUUUCAUUGAAAGAUGUCCAGAAAUGCCUUAUAUAGUAUGCUUUCUAUUAAUUUAUACAUUUGUAAUAAACGACCAAGACUGAUUUUUUUGUAAAUAUAAAGCUAAUAUUUUAACUAAUUGUUAAAUUAGGUAACUUUAUAAACUUUCAAAAGAAAUAGCUCAGCAUACUAACAUAUAUUUAAUUACAUAAGAAAAAAACGUCACAUUUAUAGCACAACUGCACGACCAUAAUUUCAGUUAAUGACAAUUCAAAGUAACAUCUUAUCUUUCUAUUUUGAAAAAUACUGAAAAAUAAAUUCAGAAGAAUUUCCAUUUUAAUCAUGAAUGUUUUAAUAAAAAAAUUAUAAAAAGCGAUAUAAAAAUUACAAUAUUUUUUUGGGAAAAAAUAAACAUUUUUAAAGACAAUUUUUUAACGUGACUUUCAAAAAAUGUUUUUAAAGAUACAUUUUAC